This is a messenger RNA of Prosopis cineraria, 1064 nucleotides long. Its product is annotated as cyclin-J18-like. Gene Ontology annotation, molecular function: cyclin-dependent protein serine/threonine kinase regulator activity. Gene Ontology annotation, cellular component: cyclin-dependent protein kinase holoenzyme complex; centrosome; nucleus. Lineage: Eukaryota; Viridiplantae; Streptophyta; Magnoliopsida; Fabales; Fabaceae. The transcript has 10 exons. Gene Ontology annotation, biological process: mitotic cell cycle phase transition; regulation of cyclin-dependent protein serine/threonine kinase activity. The record is from RefSeq and is a predicted model, not a curated record. Bases 39 to 845 code for a protein of 268 amino acids.
GGAAAAACUUGGUGAUCCAAAGCCUGUGCCUGCUUGCCAUGGCUUCCCUUCCCGCUUCUUCAAGCUUUGCUUCCCCGAACUCAGCUUUGUCUGCACCCUCUGCAGAUGAGCGUCUUCGCUUCGUUGAGUUCCUCAUCCACUCUGCUCAACAACUGGAAGUCGCUCCCAUUGUUAAAUACUCGGCAUUGUCAUUGCUUGUUGAUCGUUUCUUUCUUUCUUUGCCCAGUUUCAUGGAAGCUGGUAGCUCGAGAAGCUGGCUCUUGCAUCCCGUGACAGAGAGCAAUUUGCAGCUAUUUGGGCUGAUUUCUUUAUGGAUUUCAAGCAAAAUACAUGAUUCUUAUCCACUCUCUGUGAGAUGUUUGAAGUGCUUGGCUAACAAUAUCAUCAAGGAUCAACACUUUGCAACUCGAGAUUUCCUCGAAGCAGAGGUUCUCUUCAUGCAGGUGUUGAAUUUUGAGAUUGGCACAACAAAUAUUGCUUUUUUGUUCCUUGAAGAGCUUUGGAUGCAGAUCCAAAGAGUGGCCAAAGUUGGUGAUCUUAUCAACUUUGAAGCAUGCAUAGAAAUUAUGGAUCUUCUCUAUGAAAAGGAGGAGACAUCAUUUCUUUACAAGUCUCCUUGCUCUCUCGCGGCAUCAAUCUUGGUUGCGUCUUAUUUGAUCACUGUUCCAAAACAGAAAUCGGAAUUUCCACUUCUUCCAUGGGGUAAGAAAGUGAAAUUUGUAACUUCAUGUAGAGAAGAGGAGAUCAUAAAAAUUGUGAGGGACAUUCUCAAGCAUGUACUCCAUCCUUCCUCUGAUCUCCAAGGCGAUGGGUCACAACUCACAGUCGUGAGGCCUACUUAUUAAUCCCUGAUCACACAAACACAUUGUAAGCCCUAAACAUUCUUGGGGCAGACUUCUGCAACUGAGUUUGACGAAGAAGCUAAUAAAGCUUGUAUAACAACUAGGGUGUUUGUGAAUUCUCAGUAUUAUUUGUAAACAGUGGUAUUAACUAUGUAUUUACCUUAUCUUAACUCAGAUGCUUCAACAUAUUUCAUUCACCAAAUAACAUCUGAGAUUCUACCA